AUGCAAGGCCGGACGGCCCUCGCUCACGGCGUGCCGAGCUACAUCUGUUGUCCGACCGAGUCUGACGUCCAGGGCGACUUUGAAGCUAUCGCAUAUCAAGCCUUCUCCAUCGCCCGGACCUCGACUACCCCGACCUUAUCGCGAAUCAGGGACUGGGGCUCUGCAGAGGACAUACGCGCCGCCGAGGCUGAAUUGCGCAAACAACUUCAGCUGGUCGCGCAGGAUGCCUCUCGCCCGUGGUUGUGGCUGUUCAAGCCAACUACUGUCGAUAAGGCCGGUCAGAACAAUGCCGACCUCCCAGAUAUCGACGGCUAUCACCUGCAGCGCGAACACGCGGGAUGCAUCAAGGCCAUCGAUCUAGUUCGCCCUCCCGUGCGCACAGGUACCCCCAACACAUCAACCUCCUCCAAACCUUCUUCUUCGUCGGCUGCAGCAUCACACAGUGGGCAGGGUGGCAGCGCGAGACCCACACAGGCGAAUAGUCAGCCACAAACAUCGGCUGAUCCGCCUCAGUCACCUGAUUGCUUCACCAUCUAUGAGCUGUUCACCUCGUCUGUCAUUGCAUUGAUCUCAUUUCACAUCGUCAAAGACUGCAACGUAGUUGCCUUGAAUUACCGCACCUUUGUGUCCAGGGCCUCCAAGCGACUUGAAAAUGACCAAGCUGAGAUUAAAUCCCCCGAUGUGCAUCGCCUUACUAGCAUAACCGUACACUGGACUAGCUCAGGAACACUUUUGGUCUCCACCUUUACUGACCCCAAGACUGUCAUCCGUUGUCUGGGUCAUGUCUCGACUCCCGCUGAAGAGAGCCAAUUGGCUGGCAGAUGCAUACGUGUCGCUCCCAACGGCAUGCUCGCUACCAUCUCGAGCUUUGAAGACCCUAUAGAAUCUGUCGUAGACGAAAUCGGCGUCCGCCAUAGAAAGCGCACUAGACUUACAUCUCUCGAGCAGAACAUCGAAAAAUGGAAGUCGAGCGUUGAGCGUUGGCUGGGUUGGAAAGGCUAUGCUUUGCCUGACCUGGACAAGAGAACCUCAUGGGUCAGAAUACGCACAGCUCCCUCAAGUCUCCCUGCCUCAAGCCCAGCUGCACCAAGCCCGGAUCGAGACAUUCUUUGGCCGCGAGCACUAUGUUUCUUCCACGUUUCACAAGACCACGAAAUCACUGCUGCAGAGUCCAGCACAUCAGCAGGAAAUCAUAACAUGCUGAGAUGGUUUGAGACGCCAGAAUCCGCAGGCUUCAAAGAUCCACUAGAUGCUGCACAAGAGUGGUUCCUGGGCAAGCAAGACCGUGAUAAGCUUCUCGAAGCACAGCGAAAAGCUAAGAAAGCCGAGGAGGAUGCGGCGCGUCGCAAGGAGGAACAGCAUAAUCUGUAUCCCUCUUCGCCACUAAAUGCUCGUGCUGGUGCCUAUGGCGACCUACCAGCAGUGAGUGGCGUUUAUCCAACACCCCCUGACGGAGUUGCUCCAGGUGCUGGCAUUUCUCAAAGCGAUACACCAAGUGUAUCUGGUACAGUGUCUAAUGUUAUACUCGCCCCUGGAGGAAGCACUCCGGCAAUCAAUCUGUCUGCUCCAGCGGACACCAAAAUGGAAGACCAACAACUGCCCCUGACAUCUCCAGUCAUCCUUCCAGCUCCGGACAAUCACAACACAUCAAGUGGAAACGACGAUCUCUUCGAGGACAUGGACGAAGACGGCUUUGGAGGUGACCGGAUAAACGACACAGACUUUGACUUUUUUGACGGGCCAGAUAACCAUGACGUUGAUAUGCUGGACGCACCCGCACUACCUGACCACAACACAGCGCACACUGACGCACCACACGAACCUCACCACGUUACCGAACCUCAGGUCCAGGAUGACAUGUCCGAUCCCUUUGCCGCUUUGGAGAACGCGCUGGCUACAGCUUCAGAGCCUGUAGUAAGCGAGGAAACUGAUGUCAAAGGUAAAGAGCCUGCGACAGCCCAAGCAUCCUCGUUUGACGUGCCCGAGACAUCUGAGAAGAAAGCUGUUAUGCCAUCUUCCCUUGUCAAGGUAACAUUUUCCAAAGAGCCUACACCACCGCUGAGCCCGAGUGCUGUCUUCAAAGCAUUGCAACCAUCACCACCUUACAAAUCUGGAUCACGGACACAGCAAAAGCGCCCUUCCACUAGUCAGCACAAUACUCAGUUCGAUCCCGUCGCGUUCAGUCGUAAGAUGAGCAUGUCUGAUGCCAAAUACCAAGAUGGACGCUUCAGUGCGCACGGCCACACGGAGCCUGCUAUCAAAAAGACUACUCCUAGCCCCGGUCCUGGAACAGCUCCUGUCCAAGCGAAAAGCUUGCGAGAUUUUCCUUUGCUUACAAAACUUCGCUUGGCUGUAGGAAUGGCCUCUGCGAACAAGAUACCGGAGAUAGCAUGUCUUGCACGAGCAGCUAGCGAGGAUCUUGAAUCUUCCAGUGACACGUCAGACGCAUCUGGUGAAGAUUCUGAAGAAGAGGAAGAAAUAGAACGCACUCCGGUGGCUAUCUUGAACAGUCUCGUCAUGCCAGCGAAAAGGAAACUGCAGAGUGAGGGUAACGCUACACCACUUUCUGUAACCUCGUUCGCAGAAUCAAUGGGGGGCGACUGGCAAGAUUUGUAUGCAUUGCAACUCGACGAGGCAAAUCUCAGUACUUUCGAACCCAGUCUAUUCGAUUGGUCCCUGGUCAACUUCCCUUCUCCGGCUGAACGGGUCGCAACUGGCGCACGCUACAGCUUUCCCGCUCUACUCCCAAGUCCCUCACAGAUGCCUGAUACGCCUACAUCUCAGCCCGAUCUCAACUACGAAGUUCCAGAGGAAAAGCCCCUAAAUGGAAAGGACAUUAUUUCGAUCACGCAGAUCGUGACUGAUCAAAUUGUGUCGGCAACGCUCGAUGUGCUUGGAGAAGACCCAUUAACUGAAAAUAUCUCUGAGGACAGCGCUGCGAUAGAGAUGCACUGGCAAACAGCCAUCAAGGAUGUCUUUCCAACGGCCGAGGAUUGUGAUUUGCCUAAGCUUGUGGGCAUCCACGAGGUAUUCCAGGACUAUGCCGCUCUCGCAAAAGCCCAGCAAAGGCCCCCGGCACGGAAAACCGACGGUCCGGCCAUUACGUCAAGCCACAUGUAUCAAAUCAAUCCGCCACAUCUCAGGGUACGCCGGGCGGAUACACAUUGGGACCUGCUGCCACCGGCAGUAGCGUUUUGGGAGCCUCUCGGGUUAUCGCCAAUCAGUUCUCCAAAGAACAUUGUUAGCUUUUGUGUGUAUCCGCACAGCGAUGCUCUACGACCCUGCUUGGAGAAUUUUCUUCUUAAUCUGCAGUUGGCUUAUGACAGCUGCAAGCUCGGCAGUCACAGUCGAGUGGAGACAGUUAUGGAGUUUGAAGGAGGUCUUGUUCCUGUCCGAGCUACGACGGCCAGUUCGCCACGGGAGACGUUCAAGCUUCUCAAAGACGCAUGCAUUCAACUUGGAAGGCUGCUUGCCUUGCAGUAUGCCAAGAUAAGAGAGCAACAGGACUCUAACAUCGAUGCAUUCGUCAUUUACAUGAUCGAUCCUUUUGGUGGCCCGUCGGCUCUAUGGGAGCUGUGCUCAGCGUUCUGGUCACUCUUCCAGGCUUACGGACAAGGACCACCAGGACGACCCGAACAACCGCAGAAGCCAGAUCUCGUACUUCAGGUUAUUCCGAUCAAGUACAUUGCUUCAUUCGAUGCCCCUGUCAUUCUGGACCCAUCCACCUACUUCAAUCUCGCACGGGAGGUGUACGAUCGAUGCCCGCCUAGUGCGCCCAGUGGCGACAAGACAUCUCUUAGCAUAUACUCCGCACCCGCCUUCCAUCUCGAGGAGACGCUACCGCGCAACAUACCAUUCAAGCUCGUAGCGGAGCCCGCGCAGGACCUACUUCGAGAGAACACGUACAUGCAUCUCGGUUAUGCGAUUAGUCUUGAUGGUACAUGGGUAACAGCUGCGUGGACGGACAGCUGCGGCAAAUCUCAGGCAGUCGUCUCAUAUCAUCUAGGCACUAGGAUGUUUAGAGAGAUUGCAAAGGAAAUCUGGCAAAACACAAUUGAGAUUCUGCAGUCUCGACGAGUCAAUUGGCGCGUCUGCAUCGCCAAAGCCGGAGUCUUGGAAAGAGAAGAACUCGAAUCCUGGGUCUUCCUCAUCUCAUGUCCAACACAAAUCAACGUCUUCGUAACGUUGCUCACAGCAGUCGACGCAGACCCCCCAUACCAAUUCACACCAACAAUGUCAUCGUCAAAUCAGUCUAACACUGCUGCCACAGCAAACACACCAGUCUCAACACCACAAGCCGGCGUCUCCCCUUCAGAUCCCGGCCCGGGUCUCACACCAGCCGCAACACCGUCUGCGGACCCCUCCGCCACAGAUCCAGCCGCAGACCCCGAAGCCCGUCUCGUCGACAUCACAGACGAAACCUGGGGCAUAGUCCUCGCCCACCGCCUCCACAACUCAUACUCCACAACGCAAUUUAGUCCCGCACUUAUCUCUGGUCUGCUCGUCAAGCGCGGCGAGACGCUCCAAACAAGAAACAACAUUUUGCACCCCAUCCCCGAUCCUGAAACAGGUCCUAUCGUUGUAGCCGUCAAUUUCCUCUGGAUCGGCGCUGUCGGCUCUACACGCACCACAAACUCCCCAUUUUCCGCCACCUCCUCCACCGGAACAAAUACAUCAUCGUCCUCCUCCUCAUCAUCAUCAUCAACAGCAGACAUACCCAGUCCCAACACAACCGGUCUUCCAAACCCGUACCCCUCCAGCACAUCAACACCGCAAAGCCCCAGUCCAGGCCCUGGACAACAGGAAGCUGGUCAGAGGAGUACAACAAGUCUCAUGUGGACGCCUACACCGCAGACGCGCACGACGGCUGAGGGCCUGCUGAAGGAGGUGCUGGGACAGUUUCGUGCGCUGGGUUUGCUGGCGAAGCUGAGGGGUAUGAGGGGGACUAGGGGUGGGACUGUGCCAUGGCAUGUUGUUGCUGCUAAGAGGGGGGUUGAGGGGCUGGGGAGGGUUGGCGGGGGUUUUUGA
Messenger RNA from Pyrenophora tritici-repentis Pt-1C-BFP, 5028 nucleotides. The record is from RefSeq and is a predicted model, not a curated record. NCBI's taxonomy places the organism in Eukaryota, Fungi, Ascomycota, Dothideomycetes, Pleosporales, Pleosporaceae.